Molecule: messenger RNA, 1611 nt
Organism: Symbiodinium sp. CCMP2592
Lineage: Eukaryota; Dinophyceae; Suessiales; Symbiodiniaceae
Source: the annotation of a GenBank genome assembly
AUGGUGGGUAACCAAGAAGGGUCCAGCGAGGGCCCCAUGUCGCACCUUGAAUGCGAUGUCAAGAAAGCCCUGGUCCAGAACCAGGCUCUUCACGACCUGCUGGUGCAGAGCGUUGCCCGCCUGAGUUGGCAGCAGAGCCUUAUCUUCUGUCUGCAAGUGCAGUUCUUUCAUCGCUUCUCACGGCGCGAUGCGGACCAGGAGCUUGAGUGCUGCAAAGCGAAGUCGCCGGCGGCAGAAACAUGUGCCGCCGAGGAGCUCGUAGCAGCAGAGGGCGGGCCUUCGACUACUGCCGGCCCUGCAGAGAGCAAGAAAGAUACCUCGGACAGAGGCACCGACACUGAAGACAACUUCGAUGAUGACUGGAUCUUCGUCUGUGACGAUUCGGAGGAGCCUGUGGCGACGGAGGGCGGGCCUCUAACUCCUGCGGCACUGUGGCUGCAGCCUCCGAUCUGCCACCAGAACAGCCAAGCAAGCGGGGAUGAAGCAUCGGAUGAGUCUCCCGCCGCAGAGGCGGUGGAGGGCGCGCCUCCAUCUGCUGCCGCACUGUGGUUGCAGCUGCCGAUCUGCGUAGACCAGCGCGAUGUCAGCGGCCAUGCGUCGCAAGAACCCAGUCCCCAAGAAGGCAGGCAGGAUGCAGCUUGCCAGACGCACGGCGAGGAGUCCGCGGCGACGGAGGGUGGCCCUCAAACUGCCGCUGCGCUGUGGCUGCGGCUGCCGAGCUGCCAAGACCAGCCCAAUCGGCCAGUCCGUGGUGCGACGACAUCUUCGCACUGCCCGUUUGCGCUCGCAGGCACCGAGGUCGGCGGUGGUGAAUGCACCCCCUCAGACCUUCAUGUGCCAAACCUGUUGCCAUUCCUGACCGUGCUGGAUUUGAUGAACUGGCGCCUGCUUUCGCGACGCACCAGAAGCCCCCAGGCCUUGGUCGAACACAUCGCCGAGAUGGGCAGCAUGGACAGGACCACAUCAGUCGUCGCUUUCGGAGACAUGCUGCGGGUGUUGCCAUGCAACCCGCAUACAUCCUUCGCGGAAGCCUUCGGAGGCGAUGCCGAGCAGCGGAAGUUCUACGAGUGUCGGUGUUGGUGCAAGGCCCUCGCGUCGAAGACAAAACCGCAUUUUGCCGAAGGCCACGUUCGUCGCAUUGUUGCCAAGAAUCUUCAAAGCUUGCUUUGGCACUGUCGGAGUGAGAAUGCGGCUGUUGCUUCUGCCGGAAUGACCGUUCUUUUGAACUAUGCUGCCGAUGGGCUCCCUUUCGUGCAGCAGCCUAUUGCAGCUACUUUGCUAUCCCUGCUGGAAGAUAUUAUUGUCGAGUCCGACAUAGUGGCCAACAUGAAGCGGAUAUCGCAAUGCAUCGAGGGGCUGCAGAUGGUGUUACGCUCGAUGGAGAGGCCUCAGCGUCGGAGGUGGGUGUCCCUUAUGGUCCACCUACUGUCGGACUCUCGUGUUCGCCGAGAUCGACUGCUUUUGCCACUGAACAUGCUGUGGGUGGCUGAUGACGACCCCAGGACAACUUAUAAAGAAUCAAGACGCGAGCUGAAGAUUCUGGCACACUCUGUCUCAACAGAUUCGCAGUCUGAAAAGGCUGACAUCAUGUGUCUCAUUCACAGCAGCUGA